Molecule: messenger RNA, 2019 nt
Organism: Fundulus heteroclitus (mummichog)
Lineage: Eukaryota; Metazoa; Chordata; Actinopteri; Cyprinodontiformes; Fundulidae
Product: GTPase IMAP family member 4
Exons: 2
Coding region: 543-1403 (286 amino acids)
Molecular function (GO): GTP binding
Source: RefSeq, a predicted model, not a curated record
UCGCCAUAACAAACAAACAUCACAAACAUUUCAGAGGAGACGAUUUACUGAGGCCUUGUUGCCAAGGUCACCACUUGGUGCCCACAUGGCGCUGCCAUUACUCUUUGCCAAGGCGAUUGACCACAAACAGGUUGUGGUAGCUUUUACAUGUUAAUUGAGGGAAACCUUGUACAACCACACGAGUCCUGAAUGAGGUCAGGAAGGUUGCAAAUAAUUUCCUUUUUAUGUGAUAGAUAUUUUUACAAGAUAGAUCUCAUUGAGAAAUAAAUUCUUAUCUUUUAGUCAGGUCUGUUCUGACAUGAUGUAUACAGGUAUAAAAGCUCCACACAUAACAACAAUACAAGGGCAUAUUAAAAUAGUGUCACAUGGUUUAAGGUAAUAAAUAACAAUGAUGGAAAAACUUUGGUAUGAUGUCUUCAUUCAAAAAGCAUGCGGAAAUGUUAUGUAAGCAAGUGACUGGUUAAAAGGAGGUGGAUUAGUGCUGACUGAAGUCAAGACUCAAGCUAUCAUCAAGAUAUCAACAUUAUUGUCGACUUGUAAAGAUGGCUCAAGCAGAGGAGCCACAUCUUCGGAUUGUGCUUGUUGGAAAAACUGGAGUUGGGAAGAGUGCAACAGGAAAUACUAUCAUAAGAAAAAAAGUGUUUAAGUCUAAGCUGUCGUCUUCUUCACUGACAGCACAGUGUCAGAAGGAAACAGGACAGUUUGGUGGUCAAACGCUGGCUGUAGUUGAUACUCCAGGUCUGUUUGAUACCAGUAAAACUGAACAGGAGGUGAGAGCAGAGAUUGCUAGAUGCAUGUCAUAUUCUUCACCUGGUCCUCACGUAUUCAUGGUUGUAAUCCAGCCGGGUAGAUUCACAAAUGAAGAACAAGAAACUGUAAAAAUCAUUCAGCAGAUGUUUGGAGAACAAGCAUCACGCUAUACAAUGGCCUUAUUCACCCAUGGAGAUGAUCUAAAAGAGGAAGGAUGUCAAAUUGAAGAAUUAAUUGAGGAAAAUCCAUCUCUUAAGACCUUUGUCAAUCAGUGUCUUGGAGGAUACCACGUCCUUGACAACAGGAAUGAAAAUGAAAAGCAACUAAUGGAGCUCGUGUCAAAAUUAAACACACUGGUUCAGAAAAAUGAGGGACGCUUUUUCACCAACGAAAUGUUUGAAGAAGCAGAGAGAGCAAUAGAAGAAGAAUCUCACCAGCUUCUAACAGAAAAUCCAGGUAUGGGAAUGAAGGAAGCAAGAAGACGAGCCGAGGAAGACAACAAAUUUACCCGGGCUGUUCGCCAGGGAGCUGCUGUUGGAGCGGUAGCUGGGUUCCUGGGAGGGCCGCUGGGAGCAGCAGUGGGAGCAGCACUGGGAGCUUUAUUUGGAGCUAUAAGUGGGGCUGUAAAGCAAAAUGAAUGCAGUAUACAAUGAUGGCUAAUUUACUGGAAAAAAGUGAUUGACUUAUAAGAUUGAAAACAAGGGAAACUGUUACAGUAACAUGGUGAAAUGUUGUCUACCUGUUCUCCUUUUCUGCUAAUAUAUGACCUCAAUCCAUAUUUUCUGUUCUGGGUGGUAAUAUUUUGUAUCGCUGAUAUUAUCAAAAUCAUGAGUUAUUUAAAAAAAAAUGUAACAUUAUGUAAGUCGUUUGUUUUGCUUUCAGGAAAAAAACAUUUAAGUUGUUUUAGAUUCCUGCAAAACAGUGUCCGACUCUUGCUCUGCUGGAAAAGGAAAUGUCAUUUUGAUUUAGUUUCAUGUAAAGUAUUUAGCAUCACUUCUUUUGUUUUAAAAUUUUUAAAAUUCAGAAAGCUAAAUGACAAGCCAACUCUUUAACAAAUAUGUAUGUGUAUUCUACACUUCAACAUGAUACAAUGAACAAAUAUACAAAAACACAUGUAUUAAUGAUUUUUAUUCUAUGUACAAGUUUCAACAUGAAAACUCAACUGAAUAACUGUGUGAAUGAUGCAUCAAUGUUAAAGAAGAGGUCGCUGUCCCUAUUCCUCAGGAUUAUAUUCUGCGUGUUUUAGAUGUGGUCAUGCUUCCCAGGAAA